Molecule: messenger RNA, 2190 nt
Organism: Trichobilharzia regenti
Lineage: Eukaryota; Metazoa; Platyhelminthes; Trematoda; Strigeidida; Schistosomatidae
Source: the annotation of a GenBank genome assembly
GCGCAUGUUUCCGCUCUCAAGGACAUUUAUGGGUUUCAGGCUUUUGUGAUGUUGUGAUAUCUACCGAUGUAAAUGUCCGAUCUUUCUUAUAACUUGUGGUGAUAGUUUAUGAGUUAACUUUAUUCACGUCAUGAUUUGUAUGUGCCAAAAAAGCAUACUGGUAAUCAUGUUUACGAUAGAAGCCGACAAGUUGGUGGUUACCCAGUCUGACGAAAGUGGCAAAAAGUGGGCAUGUACAGUAGUAAAAAGAAAUAGGCGACAUAAUUUUACCCUCUCUUGUCCCACAUUUGUCCAGUAUCCAACUUUGAACACCAUCGAAAUAUUGUUUUUUGUGAUCUAAGCAAUACUUUACCAAAAUGUAGCCAGUAUUUUCCACCAUCUGGUCAAGAUUUGCACAUUAAUUCAUCACUUAUCACUGCCCUAAAAUCUGCGCAAAUUUUAAUCAUUAUUUAACCAAUUUUCGCCAGUUUUUGCCCGACUGCGUACCGGUUUUCCUACGAUGAAACGGUCUGAAUAUUCACUACUGAAAAUUUCCAAUCACCUCUCAAAAUCAUUUUGCAUUGUUUUUCAGUCGUUGAUACUGUCGGAUUUUAUUUUGCGCUGUCAUCUUGGGACAAUUUUAGCCGCGUUGUGCAGGGCUUUCGCAGUACUGUAAGCUUGGUAGGCCUAUCUUAGUUAACAGUGCAAACAGACACGUGAAAUUUAUGCAAGAAUGUGCCAUGGCGUAGGCUACAAACUAAUGGCUGCCAGGAGACUUCAGUGAAGUGAUUGAAGAAAUGCCAUAUGUAAAAGAUGAAUGAUAUUUGUUUGGGGUUAACUGUAAAAUAAAUGCUGGGAUACUGAAGUAAACGACCUUCUGAGUGGUCCUGGAAGGAUCAAGAAAAACAUCUACGUUAGCUAAAAGUUAACCACUCAAGCGGUAAAGACCAAUACAGAAGUGAAAUGAAGAGUUAAAUGUUUGUAUUCAUAUACCUAUGUGCCUGGUACUGGGCUCCAUAAUCUCUGCUUACAUACUUUAUUGAGGAAUGAUAUCCUGGCUACAGAGUAAAAAUAAUCUCUGGUGCUUCUCAGUUGUUCAAUUCUAAAUACGUGGAGCAUUUCCUACUGCUCCUUUCAAGAUUAUAAAAAUAUAAUAACAUCAGUACAAAUCACCUCACUGUAUGUCUAGUAGUUAUCGGGCUUGGUCGACAUAAACACUCAUCAGGACGGUUACACUCAAUGUUUGCUACCUUUUCUAUGCAUAGAGUGAGUCUUUGCAUUUUACCGACGUCAAGUCUUCGUGCACCACAACUCCUGUGUAAAAGAAACCUUCUAUCACACAGUCGUCCAACAAAUCUAGAAUUGAUUGGUCACCUUCAAGAUGCAUCGGAGUCUUAUGUACCUGGACAAAUGUUUUUACACAAACAUUUCGGUUAUCGUGGUAUCAUACUGCAGUGUUGGAAGGGAAGAUUAUUUGAUCGAAAUCUGCAGUUCAUAGAAGCAGUAGAACAGAAAUUUCCGGAAUUCAGGAAGAAAGAUGAAUCCAAAGUCAAUGUAUAUCAAGUCUUAACUGAUCAGAGGGAUAUUGAAUUAUGUAAUUGUGCUCUUAAACCUGGGAUUACCUUCCUACCAGAUGAUAAACGGGCUUUUAACGCCAUUUAUAUAGUUUCAGAAAUGGAUUAUGUUUUUCACGAUGACAUUAUUCCAUAUGUUCCUCAGGACGCCUUGCCGAUUCGAAAUGAAUACAUGAGUGAAUUCCUAAUUUCUGCUCCAGACAGAGACCCCCCAUUUAUGCCGACGGACCAUCUCAGACGCUGGGUCGAAGCUCGUAAGCGAAGUUUAGAAGUCACAUCAGUGCAUCGCGAAGUUACAGAAAAUAUUCGGAUAACAGUGUUACCCUUCUACAUGGGUCGCCGAAUAACAGGGAAUAAUAAAGAAAAUGAUAUUCGCUACGUAAGUUUGAUUUCAGAACACUUUUCUUUGUGAAUGCUGAUUGCUUGUGGUGAGAAACUGUCGGAAUCGAUGCCAAAUCUGGAAUAGUAAACUGUCCUUCCAUAUACCCAGGACUUUUUUAAAUAUACAGAUAUUGUGACUUCACAACUGGCCACAAACUUACAGGGUCAAUUUUCGAACAAUUUUACCUAAAGACAAAGUAAUGUUGUAUCUAAUUGUUCUCGUAUUUUUCAAGUGGCGCUACUUAAUCAGGUUGGA